This is a messenger RNA of Tarenaya hassleriana, 1705 nucleotides long. RefSeq names its product pectin acetylesterase 12. Gene Ontology annotation, cellular component: plant-type cell wall. The transcript has 12 exons. NCBI's taxonomy places the organism in Eukaryota, Viridiplantae, Streptophyta, Magnoliopsida, Brassicales, Cleomaceae. Gene Ontology annotation, molecular function: pectin acetylesterase activity. Gene Ontology annotation, biological process: cell wall organization. The record is from RefSeq and is a predicted model, not a curated record. Bases 262 to 1509 code for a protein of 415 amino acids.
CCCGGCAAUUACACAGUUCACCACUCCCUCUCCUCACUCACUUCAGCUCAUAAAAGCUCCUUCUUUAAUUACUUACGGGGGGAAAUCACGGGAAAAGGUCAUUCCUUUUCUACAAAGAUCGAUUCUUUCUUAACCCAUUCGAUCUGGUGUUUGUUUAGAAGCCUUAAAGUUUGUUCCUUUCUUUCUCAGAGAUCUUUUUUUCUCUUCUGGGGUUUUUGUUCUCUCUUCUUUCAGGGUUUGUGGAGAGAGAGAGAGAGAGAAAUGAAGGAGCUUUUGUGGGUAGGGUUCGUGGCAGGGCUCGUUUUGGGGAGUCAGGCAAAUGGGUAUUUAGAUUUCAAUGUGACAGAACUGGAUCGCAUUGAGGAAUUAGAGUAUGGAGCCUCCAAAUUUAGCUCCAGUUUCAAUCCGUUAAUGGUUGGACUCACUCUCAUCAGAGGAGCUGGUGCCAAAGGAGCCGUUUGUUUGGAUGGAACAUUGCCCGGAUAUCACUUGCACCGUGGUCAUGGAUCUGGCUCCAAUAGUUGGCUCAUUCAAUUGGAGGGAGGAGGAUGGUGCAACAACAUUAGGAACUGUGUAUACAGGAAGAAGACUCGACGUGGAUCGUCUACUUACAUGGAGAAACAGAUACAGUUUUCAGGGAUUUUGAGUGAUAAAGCUCAAGAAAAUCCAAAUUUUUUCAACUGGAACAGAGUAAAACUACGUUACUGCGAUGGUGCUUCCUUCAGCGGGGAUAGCCAGAAUCAGGCUGCACAGCUUCAGUUCAGAGGAGAGCGUAUAUGGAGAGCUGCCAUGGAAGAUCUGAUGGGAAAUGGAAUGCGAUAUGCCAAACAGGCGCUUCUAUCUGGAUGCUCGGCUGGUGGUCUUGCAGCGAUAUUGCACUGCGAUGACUUCAGGAAUUUGUUCCCAAGAACUACCAAAGUCAAGUGCUUGAGUGACGCAGGCUUGUUUCUGGACACACCUGAUGUUUCUGGUGGCCGCACGAUCAGGAAUUUAUACAAUGGUGUGGUUCAGUUGCAGGGCGUGAGGAACAACCUGCCGCGUGUAUGCACUAACCAUCUUGAUCCAACAUCGUGUUUCUUCCCUCAAAACUUGAUCAGUCAGAUCAAAACUCCGCUUUUUAUCGUCAAUGCAGCAUACGACACAUGGCAGAUUCAAAGCAGUAUUGCUCCUCCGACCGCAGAUCCUAGCGGGUAUUGGCGUGACUGCAGGUUAAACCAUGCUAGAUGCACUCCAGCACAAAUCCGGUUCUUGCAAGGAUUCAGGAAUCAGAUGCUGAGAACAAUCAUGGGGUUCUCGGCAUCAAGACAGAACGGUCUGUUCAUCAACUCCUGCUUCGCUCACUGUCAGACCGAGAGGCAAGAUACUUGGUUCGCCGAUGAUUCUCCCAUUAUCCGGAAAAGGGCGGUGGCGGUGGCCGUGGGAGAUUGGUACUUCGACAGAGCAGAAGUGAAGCUAAUAGAUUGUCCGUACCCUUGUGACAAGAGUUGCCACAAUCUUGUCUUCAGAUGAUUUUAUUUUCAUAUUCUUAUACGUACAAGUUCUUUCCCCAUCAUCUAUACAUCUCUGCAUCUCUACCAAUAUGCCUCAUUGGAAGAAAUAUAUAUAUAUAAAUAAUUCAUGGUCUCUGAAUGACUGUAAACUCUGAUGUCUCAGAAGAGUUUGAAAUGAGAUCAAAGAGAACUCUUUUUGUUCCUCUUCUUCACUC